Merops nubicus (carmine bee-eater) is the source of this 3753-nucleotide messenger RNA. RefSeq names its product epidermal growth factor (gene EGF). The record is from RefSeq and is a predicted model, not a curated record. Lineage: Eukaryota; Metazoa; Chordata; Aves; Coraciiformes; Meropidae. Gene Ontology annotation, molecular function: calcium ion binding. The transcript has 26 exons.
AUGUUUCUCUUCCUUGUUGCUUUUUUGCCAGUGGUUUUUAAAAUUGGUUUUGUCAGCCUCUCAGCUCUGCAGCACUGGAACUGUCCUAAUGGAUACAGAUUAAAGACUGAAAACUCGGCUUGUAUAGAUAUUGAUGAAUGCCUUGAAGGUGGUUUGGGAAUCUGUGGCCAAACCUGUACCAAUGUUCCAGGGUCCUACAUCUGCUCCUGUUUGCCUGGCUACACUUUGGAUAUCAACAAACGGUCUUUUCUCAGUUGUGAGCACUAAAAAUGCUAUGUGAAUGACCCUGUACCAUUCCUACUUUUUAACCAUGGAAAUGCCAUCUUUAGAAUUGACACUGAAGGGACCAAUCAUGAAAGAUUGGUGGCUGAUACUGGUCGGUCAACGCUUAUGGAUUUUCAUUAUAUAGAAGAGAAAGUGUAUUGGGUAGACUCUGAAAGGCGACUGCUUCAAAGAGUUCACCUGAAUGGCACAAAACGAGAGAGACUAUGUUACAUAGACAAAGGUGUUUCAGGAUUUGCUAUUGACUGGAUAAAUCAAGACAUUCUCUGGGCCAACAGACAGAAAGCAACCAUAGAAGCAACAGACAUGAAUGGGAAGCAAAGGCGAGUUCUUCUAAGAGAGGUUGGUCGUCCCACAAGGAUUGCCCUUGAUGCUGAGCAAAGGCUAUUAUAUUGGUCUUCAGAUGGUAGAGUUUCUAGCAUACACCGAGCAACCCUCAGUGGAAGUGAUGUGAGAGGUGUUUUAAGGACCACAGAAAAAAUAAAGGCCAUCUCACUAGAUUUGGUUGACAGAAGGCUCUACUGGAUCCAACAUGACCAUGAGAAAGAGAUUUCCCGUAUUGGAUCCUGCAACUAUGAAGGUGGAGCGGUUCAUUUGCUCAAAAAUUCUGUCCGACAUCAACUGCUUGGUAUGUCUCUCUUUGCUGAUCACCUUUACUAUUCAGAGUUGAAAUCUGGUAUGAUAUGGAGAGCCAACAAGUAUACUGGAAAAGUUGUUGUUACAAUUAGCCUGAAGCCAUCAUUUUUUCCACCAGUGGAGAUGAAAGUGGUACAUCCAUUUAAACAGCCAGGUGCAAGAACAGAUUCUCAGGAUUUUGAAAAAGAAACCUGUGAUUUGAACAAGGAAAAGUGCAGAAGAAGAAUCUGCAGGCCAGACUCAAAGACUCAUCGGUGUAAAUGUGCAAGUGGCUUUAUUUUAAGCCGCAAUAAACAGUUUUGUGAAGAUAUCAAUGAAUGUGGUUUCUGGAAUCAUGGCUGUACUUUGGGCUGUGUGAACAUCCCUGGUUCCUAUUACUGCACUUGCCCAAGAGGUUUUGCUCUGCUGCCUGAUAGGAAAACAUGUCAUGAGCUAAUUUCCUGUACAAGUAACGUCACCGAAUGUAGCCAUGGUUGCCUUCAAACAUCUAAAGGGCCUGUUUGCUUUUGUCCUGAAGGAUCUGUACUCAAAGUGGAUAGCAAAACAUGCACGGGUUGUACAUCUCCAGAUAAUGGUGGCUGUAGUCAGAUAUGUUCUUCUUUAAGCCCAUCCUCCUGGGAGUGUGCUUGUUUUCCUGGAUAUAAGCUUCAGCAAGAUGGAAAGCACUGCACUGCUAUAGGUCCUAAGCCAUUUUUGUUAUUUGCAAAUGGCCAAGAUAUCCGGCAGAUCAGUUUUGAUGGAACAGAUUACACAAGUUUACUUGACUGGCAGAUGGGGAUAGUCUUAGCGCUGGACUCUGACCCAGUGGAAAAUAAGAUUUACUUUGCCCACACUGCAUUGAAAUGGAUAGAACGAGCUGAUCUGGAUGGUUCAAAUCGUGAAAAAGUUAUUCAUGAAGCUAUAGAUAUACCCGAAGGCCUUGCUGUGGAUUGGAUUAACCGCAAAUUGUAUUGGACAGACAGAGGGAAGGCAUGCAUUGAAAGGAGCAAUCUGAAUGGAAUGCAGAGAAAAAUGGUCGUCUGGGAGGAUAUCUCCCAGCCCCGAGGGAUUGUCGUUCAUCCGUUUGCUAAGAGACUAUUCUGGACUGACAUGGGGGUCAAUCCCCGGAUUGACAGCUCUUCAUUAGAAGGCAUCGAUCGCCAGGUUAUAGCCAGCACUGGUCUGGUGUGGCCCAGUGGAAUAGCCCUCGACUACUUAUCCGACAGGGUGUACUGGUGUGAUGCUAAGCAGUCAGUGCUUGAGAGCGCAAACCUGGAUGGCUCUGGUCGUCGAAUUCUUGCACAGAAUGAUGUAGGCCACCCGUUUGAUGUAGCAGUGUUUGAGGAUCACCUUUGGUUUUCUGACUGGGCUAGGCCAUCACUAAUGAGGGUGGACAAGAAGACCGGCCAAAACAGGGUACGUCUUCGAGGCAGCAUGCUGAGACCCUCAUCAGUGGUUGUAGUUCAUCCUUUGGCGAAACCAGGGGCAAAUCCUUGCCUUUAUGAGAAUGGAGGCUGUGAUCAGAUCUGUGAAAAUAAUUUUGGAGUUGCCCGAUGCAUGUGCCAUCCAGGAUUUGUGAAAACUCAAGAUGGAAGCACCUGCCGUGCUCUGGAUUCUUCCAACAUAACAGCAGGCAGUGUCUCAGUGCACAAGGAGGUAGCACUGAUGCCAAUACCAGAGACCUUGCUCCAGAGCACACAAAGCAGUGGGAUAUUAAAGGACAUGGACAGUGGGAAAAAACAGAAAAUCAGUGUUUUGUUGAUGGCUGAAAUCAUGGUAUCAGAUCAAGAUGACUGCACUGCACUAGAAUGUGAUGUCAAUGCACAGUGUGUUUUGCUGGAAGAUGGUGCUAUGUGCCAGUGUUUGAAAGGAUUUGCCAGGAAGGGGAAAUCAUGCUAUGAUGUUGAUGAGUGUGCUCUAAAUAUGGACCACUGUAAUCGAAACGUGUCAAGCUGUAUCAACACAGAAGGGGGCUACGUCUGCAAAUGCCUGCAGGGCUACACUGGAGAUGGAGUCCACUGCUAUGAUAUUGACGAGUGCAAGAUGGGGUCCCACACCUGCGGAGAGAACAUGACCUGCACAAAUACAGAAGGAAAUUUCACUUGCUCAUGUGCUGGUGAUGCUUAUGGAACUGGCAUCGGUUGUGAAUCUACUGCGUCCCCCACUGUUGUCAGCAAUGAAUACUCUACACACCCUGUGCAAGGUGACAUUGUAGGAUGUCCUCCUUUUUAUGAGUCGUACUGCCUCCAUGGUGGAGUGUGCAAUUAUGUUUCUGAUCUACAAGACUAUGCCUGCAACUGUGUGACAGGCUACGUCGGGGAGCGGUGCCAGUUCAGCGAUCUGGAGUGGUGGGAGCAGCAGCAUACCGAGCGAGUGAAGAUGUGGAACAUCACCAUCACAGUGUGUGUAGCAGUGCUGGUCCUCCUGCUACUGCUGGGGUCCCUGGCUGCCUACUGCCACAGAAGUCAGAACUUGUAUAAGAAGAAUCUCUAUGCAGAAGCGACAAGAGAUGCCAGCAGCCGUGCUGACAAUGAGACCGUGACACCUACCAGCAACAAGUCUCGGUUUGCAGUUGUUAAGGAGUGUAGCAGCUCUCUGGAGGCUAAAGCGGUUGAUCUGAUUGAGUGUGAGACAGCAGAUCCUCAUCCUGCCUGUCCUUCAGGAUAUGUGGAAGAACAGCCUAUAGCAUUUAACAAAGCAGCAAAGGCUUUGGCAGAAUUGGAGAGAGGGCAACGCUGCCGACAAGAGGUUGCUGUUGUUACACACUUGAGUAACUUUGUGGAGUCUCCUCUGAAUUAUGUUGGUGUCAACAGUAAGAACAUUGAGCCCAAGGUGUCUGAAUUGCAAAAAUUAUAA